This is a messenger RNA of Hibiscus syriacus, 2715 nucleotides long. RefSeq names its product linoleate 9S-lipoxygenase 6-like. Lineage: Eukaryota; Viridiplantae; Streptophyta; Magnoliopsida; Malvales; Malvaceae. The record is from RefSeq and is a predicted model, not a curated record. Gene Ontology annotation, molecular function: protein binding; metal ion binding; oxidoreductase activity, acting on single donors with incorporation of molecular oxygen, incorporation of two atoms of oxygen. Gene Ontology annotation, biological process: lipid oxidation. Bases 32 to 2647 code for a protein of 871 amino acids. The transcript is spliced from 10 exons.
UGUUAAAAUAGCUAAUAAUACCAUAGAAAAAAUGAUCCUCGGAGGUGUCUUGGAUUCCAUAGGAAAUGUUGUGAACGACAUUUCCGGUUCGAACACAUCCACCAAGACAAUAACAGGCAGUGUUGUUUUAGUCAAGAAGAACUUUUUGGACCUCACCUCCAUGACCUCCACCGUCGCAGAUGGCCUUUUCGAGUUUCUCGGAAAUGGAGUCACUCUCCAGCUCGUCAGUGCUCAAAAUUCUGAUCCUGCAAAUGGAUAUGGAGGAAAGCUGGGGAAGAUGGAAGGUUUGGAGUACUGGAACCUGACAUUUACUCCUCCAUUGGCUGGUAGUGAUUCAUUGUAUAAGGUUACAUUUGAGUGGGAUGUGGAGUUUGGAAUUCCUGGAGCUAUCAUCCUUCGAAAUAAUCAUGUGGCUGAGUUUUUCUUAAAGACGAUCACCCUCGAAGAUGUUCCUGGCGCCGGUCGAAUUCACUUUGUUUGCAAUUCAUGGGUGUACCCUGAUAGACAAUAUAAACAACCACGAGUUUUCUUCCCCAACAAGACAUACCUUCCACAUGAGAUGCCUGCAGCGCUGCGUAAAUACAGGGAGGAAGAGCUAAAGGCCUUGAGAGGUGAUGGGACCGGAGAGCUGAAACUAGGAGAUCGUGUUUAUGACUAUGCUUUGUACAAUGAUUUGGGUGACCCUGAUAAGGGUGCCGAACUCGCCCGUCCGGUUCUCGGAGGCUCAAUGCAGUAUCCUUAUCCUCGUAGAGGAAGAACAAGCAGACCACCUUCAAGAUCAGAUCCUAACACGGAGAGCAGGCUUUUUCUACCGGAUGUUCUUAACAUUUACGUCCCACGAGACGAGCAAUUUGGUCAUUUGAAGCUGUCGGAUUUCAUUGUUUAUAAUCUGAAAGGCUUAGUUAAUAAAAUCAUUCCUUUAUUAGAAGCUUUUGUUAACUAUACUCCGAAUGAGUUCGACUCCUUCAAAGACGUAGACAAUCUCUACUUCAAUGGAAUUCCACUUCCUACCGAUCUUAUCAAUCAACUCGCAAGUAACAUCCCUUUGGAGAUGAUGCAGGAAUUUUUUCGAUCUGAUGGCCAACAACUCUUAAAGUUUCCAGUGCCUAAAGUGAUUGAAGACCGGAAUAAUCCCAUAGCAUGGAGGACAGAUGAAGAAUAUGGCCGAGAAAUGAUUGCAGGAUUGAACCCUCUUCUCAUUCGUCUCCUCACGGAAUUCCCUCCGGCUAGCAAGUUAGAUCCUGAAGUGUAUGUUCAUCAAAACAGUUCUAUAACUAAAGAACACAUUGAGUAUAACUUGGAUGGACUUACUGUAGAAGAGGCACUGAGUAGCAAAAGGCUAUUUAUUUUGGAUCAUCAUGAUACUGUAAUGCCUUACCUUGGGAAGAUAAACAGCUAUACUGAAGCAAAGACAUAUGCAUCUAGGACAAUUCUGUUCUUGAGAGGCGACGGUACAUUAAAGCCAAUGGCUAUUGAAUUGACCUUGCCGAAACCGGAUGGAGACAAAAUUGGUGCUCUUAAUCAAGUAUACACUCCUGCAGAACACGGAGUUGAGGGUUGGAUUUGGCAGCUUGCUAAAGCUUUUGUAACCGUGAAUGAUUCCGGUCAUCAUCAGCUUGUGAGCCACUGGUUGAACACUCAUGCAGUUUUAGAGCCAUUCGUGAUUGCAACAAACAGACAACUGAGUGUGGUUCAUCCAAUUUAUAAACUUCUCCAUCCUCAUUUUCGUGACACCAUGACUAUUAAUGCAUUGGCCAGAGAAUUGCUUGUAAAUGCAGAUGGGAUUAUAGAGAAGACAUUUUGUCCCGGAAAAUACUCCCUGGAGAUGUCCUCGGUUAUUUACAAGAGUUGGAAUUUCUUGGAUCAGGCUCUUCCUAAUGACCUCAAGAAAAGGGGAAUUGCAGAUGGUGAUAUAAAUUCUCUCGGUGACCUUGACCGACUUCUGAUAAAAGAUUAUCCAUAUGCUGUUGAUGGGUUGAAGAUCUGGUUUGCAAUUGAAAAUUGGGUUAGAGAUUAUUGUUCCUUUUACUACAAGACUGACGAAAUGGUUAAAGAGGACCCUGAACUUCAAGCUUGGUGGACAGAACUCCGAGAGGUCGGUCACGGUGACAAGAAACAUGAGCCAUGGUGGCCAAAGAUGCAAAACCGCCAAGAGCUAAUACAAUCUUGUACCAUCAUCAUAUGGAUUGCUUCUGCACUUCAUGCAGCUGUCAAUUACGGACAAUAUGCCUAUGGAGGCUACUUCCCGAACCGUCCAACGCUAAGCCGAAGGUUCAUGCCUGAGAAAGGCACUCUUGAAUAUGAUGAGCUUGAGAAGAACCCUGAGAAGGUUUUCUUUAGAACCAUGUCCUCACAGCUGCAAUCAUUGACCGUCAUUACCGUGGUUGAAACCCUGUCGAACCAUGCAUCGGAUGAGAUGUAUCUUGGACAACGAUUCCCGAACUGGACAACGGAUGCUAUUCCGCUAGCAGCUUCAGAGGCUUUCAAUAACAGGCUUGCUGAAAUUGAAGGGGAAAUCUUAAAAAUGAACUUGGACAAGAGAUUGAAGAACAGGAUCGGUCCGGUCAAUGUUCCUUAUAAUUUGCUCCAUCCAACUGGUGAACCUGGAAUCUCUAAUAAGGGGAUUCCAAACAGCAUCUCAAUCUAAUAAACUCGACGUUGUUAAGGGCAUAAAUUGCAUUAAAUAAGUGCUUCUAUUGUAAUUAUUAAAGCACA